AUGGCGGAGCGCGAAAGAGAAACACAAACAUGUUUGAUUUCGGAUUCUUCAUGCCAAUAUGGACUGCAAUCAGUUUGGGGUACUGGAAACCGGUUGUUUGUGUUUCCAGGAAAAAAUCCCCUCCUUUGCACAGAGAGAAGACCAGCCUCCGGUAAAUGGGAAAAGAUUCGGGAAGUUCAAUGGGACAUCGAUCUACACCACCCUGUACUUAGGAAAAUGGUCAACGAUUCACAUAAUAUAUUUGUUACCCUGCAACGCCAAGCUUCUCGGUUAAAUGGAGCAGCACUUCAUGCACAAAUAUUAAAGUCAAGCAAACACUACAGAGCAACACAAAAAGCCUACCUAAAGGAUAUGGAGGAAAUGAUAGAGAGCAGCAGAGAUGAGGACCAAAGGCAGCAGUACAUGGAACACAUCAAGCUAUUGGAUAUGUCUGAGCUCAUCUGGAGUCUGUGUGAAAUCCUCUUCAUAGAGAGCCCCGUUGGUGGUCUUGUUGUUCCCCAGUUACUGGACUGGUGGAAGAUUCAUUUUACAACACCUGAGAAGAUGUUUGGUGAUCUAUUGAGAGAAGAACAGCCAGGAAAUAUUUCUACUUAUUGGGAUACAAUUUUUCGAUUGGUGCUACAAGGUCAGGUGGAGAGGGCUUGGCGUCUACUCUCCCUACAUUCAGCAAGUCAGACUGAUGACUUCCAAACUCUGAUCAGCUUACUCAAGAGAAUGCCACUUCUCACGCAAUUAUACAGAGGUUGUUCGGUGGCAGAGUUUGACAUGAAGUGGCGACAUUGGAGAGAUGAAUGUCAAAGAAACUAUGAGGAACAGAAGUUCUCCACAAACGCAAAUUUAGAAACAGUAGUUAGGAUUCUAUGUGGUGAGGAUGCUGUAUUCAGUGAAGUGAAGGAGUUCUGUGAUCCCUGGUAUCACAUGUUGAUAGCUAAAGCCCUCUACCAGGACCCAACAAUUAAAGCUUGUGAUCUCCAUUAUUAUAUCCAGAGUUGUCAAGAUGAGUACAGAAGCACUACUAGGAUGGGAGAACUAGACAGUAUUUUACUGUACACUCUAGAGUCUGACGUGUAUCAAGUCAUCAAGGACAGCAGGUCUGUGUUUAGUAAUGGCUGGUUCGUAGCUCACCUAACAGACCUACUUCAACAUUGUGGACAGUUAGACACUCAUAGAUUACAAUUUGGGUCAGAUCUGAGAGAAUUCCUCCUGUUAGAAUAUGCGAGUUCCCUCAUGUCACACCAAAGUUUGUGGAUAGUUGGUGUUAGUUAUCUUGACCAUUGUGCAGAAUUUGGAAGGAAAUACCUUGAAUUAUACUUGGAUCACAUUCCAGUAGAUUCUGAAAGAAAGGCAAACAAAAUUCUGAAGAUCUGUGAAGACCGCAACAUGACAGAACAAUCCAAAAGUAUCUGUAAAGUGAUGGGGAUGAGAUGUAUUAAGAACAAACGGCUUGGAGCUGCUCUCACUUGGUUUUUGAGGUCAAAAGAUGUUGGAUUCGCCACAGUUCUUGCAGAAAAAUUUUUACUGGAGUACAGUGAGAAUGGAGAGUUCACGAACCUUGACCUAAUAGAUCACCUGGGCCCAUCCAUGUUACUAAGCAACAGACUAACAUUUUUAGGAAAAUAUCGGGAGUUCCACAAGCUUUAUUCUGAGGGGGAGUAUCGAGCUGCUGGAGACUUACUACUGGCCCUGUUACAAGCUCGACUGGCUCCAAAGCAGUUUUGGAUAACAUUGUUAAUUGAUGCACUACCUCUACUUAAGAAAACAGAGCUCAUCUUCAACAGUCAACAAACAUAUGAACUCAUGCAGUGCCUUGAGGAACUGACCACAGAGUAUAGUCUGGGAAAGAAAAUAGAUGGAUUAGGAUUCACAGAAGCUAGAAAAGACCAACUGGAUGCGUUGAAAUUAACAUUGACCGAGAACUUAGCCAAAGCCAUACUUCAGGAAGGGACAGUGAAAAUAUUUUGAGAUAUCGUACAAUUAUGAUCCCAAGGCAGCAUCAAAAUGACAGAUUCCUAAUUUGGGGAAUGGAAUUGUGCCCAGAAAGAUUCGUAAACUUUAUUUGCUAAAUACAAAAUGAAUGUGUUACUUGAAGUUACUAGGUUGCAUAAAAUGUGUUCAACUUUUUACAUUUAUUGAAACUGUGACAAAACUCUCAUUGUUAUAAUUUGAAUCAGAGAAUUUAGAAGUCAAAAUUAAAAAAAAAAAUUUAGGACUCGUUGUGACUUUCAAUAUUUUGAAAGAAUCUGAUUAUGUGGAUCCUUAAAACAAAAAAGUGAAUCAACAAUGUUUAUUUCUUAAGAGGGCAUUUACAUUCUUCUUACAUCACUUGAAGAAAUGCAGAUUGAAUGUGCAAAUUGAUUCAGGACAUACAUUUGUGUCUUCCUGCCAUACAUGGAUGUGAAUUUCAUGUCAAUGUUAAUGGAAUAUGAUGUAAAUGUCAAUGGGACGUAAUGUUAGUAGCAUGUAUUGUUACUUCCUACAAUAUUUGUGACAUUUUAGGUACAUUCAAUCAAAUUAAAGAAUUCACUCUGUUCAA
Messenger RNA from Saccostrea echinata, 2533 nucleotides. RefSeq names its product nuclear pore complex protein Nup85-like. Gene Ontology annotation, molecular function: structural constituent of nuclear pore. Gene Ontology annotation, cellular component: nuclear pore outer ring. The coding region runs from base 1 to 1962 and encodes 653 amino acids. NCBI's taxonomy places the organism in Eukaryota, Metazoa, Mollusca, Bivalvia, Ostreida, Ostreidae. Gene Ontology annotation, biological process: protein import into nucleus; mRNA export from nucleus; positive regulation of DNA-templated transcription. The transcript has 22 exons. The record is from RefSeq and is a predicted model, not a curated record.